Messenger RNA from Cladocopium goreaui, 3957 nucleotides. The record is from the annotation of a GenBank genome assembly. NCBI's taxonomy places the organism in Eukaryota, Dinophyceae, Suessiales, Symbiodiniaceae.
AUGUCCUUCUUCCGCUUGCCAUCUUCCAAGGAGAUUCGGCUUCCCAGUUCCUACAAAGGUUACUUGAGGCUGCGCUGGCGUGGUGGCGUGGUGCAUCUCUUACAGUGGAACUCACCUUUGCUGGCCUUGGCGGAGAUCCCAGGAGCGCAGAUGCCCAAAAGGGGCCAGGAUUUUCCGCUGCCCCCGGUGCUGCGUGCACCGGAUGUGUCGGUCGUGGAAAACGUUGCCAGAGCUACUGCAAAGAAGCUAGGCUCUGCUCAGGGUCUUAAGUGUCAUGAUGGUAGGGUGUUCCUCAACACCUUGAAGCAAGCUGCAAAGCUUGACAUCCGUGCAGCUGUGAUUGAGAAUGUGCCUGGGCUCCCUAGGCAUCAGGAUUACCGUGAACUCAUGUCAGGUAUUGAAGCUGAAGGUCUCAAACUCCAUGUUCAUGGGAUUUUCACAUGUGCCAAAAUCCUGCCGGUGCAGCGAGAUAGGUGGUUGGGUACGUUCAUCCAUGUGUCAGUUGAAGUGGAUCCUGCCAAAAGGAUCAUGGCCAAUGCGAUCUCCUUUGCCGAUCGUGCAUUCGAAUCUGUUGCCAAGUGUCCCACAAUCAGAGAUGCGGACGUACUCCAUGUCAAUAUGAGUAGUGCCGAAUUGAAACAACUGACAAUUUGUGAGGAGUUGAUCAAAAUGUUGUCCAUGAUUGAUUAUGCCCCUGCUUGGCUGAAGAAUCGAUUGAAUGGCAUUCCUUAUCCCUCUGCUGAGAAUGUUCUCCAGGCCAGGGUUGUGAUCGACUGUCAGCAGUUUAUUGGUUUCAUGGCUAUGUACGGCAAGCAACAUACCAUCCCCGAUGAUUUGCUGAAAGCCAAGGGUUUGCAGACCAUGGUAGUGAGAGAUGCGAAUGGGAUUAGGUACAUUUCUCCAUGGGAAAUGAUUGCCAGCAUGGGUUAUGCCAGUGACACCAUUCUUUCUGCCGACAUUGAAGUCUCUUGGCGUAUGGCUGGUAAUGGACUCUCUGUUGCCCAUGCUUGGUUGCAGUUGUAUAAGACCCAUGUGCUUCUGGGGGAUGUGUCUCCUUUUUCGCCAAAGGGAACUCCUGUGCAGCAGGUGGCCGCCUUUCAAAAUGAUGCCAUCAAAUUGUCGCAGUGGGAAUCCCAAAUUGCUGGCCACUUCUGGGUACUCAAGCCUCAUGUGGAUCAGCCUCCUGAGAAGAAAGUGAGAACACAUAUCGCCAACACUGCGUAUGAUGCCGAAAGUGUUCCUCCCACCAUUCCUUUCACUGCACUUGACCCCAAUGACGGUGCCACCAGUGAUUUGAUGACGUUGGUGUUUUGCCCUGUAUUCACCAAGAUCUCAUGCCGUGAAGAAUCCUUGAAAGUUGCACUGAAUCUGCAAGUGGAUGCCACGUGGACAGCCCGUACUGCUGUGGCUUACUCUGCUGUCAAAUUGGGAUGCAACCCGGACGCCCUGGUGGUAGCUUCCAACUGCAUCCCACUGAAAGAUGAUGACUUUCUGUUGGAGUACGAAACCACGGAAUUCCAGCUCAAGUUCAAAGCUUGUAUGCCUGGGUACAUCAGUUGGGCACCGAGUGCGCGUGAAACAUGUGAUGUUGGUAUGGCUCCUGUCCCAUGCACCAUGAAGAGAUGGUUUGCCAGACAUCCCACCAAAAAGACAGUUCGCAGCACCAUUUGUGUCAGCCACAAUACCAGUGUCCAACAGCUCGUGCAAGGUGUCUUUCCUGAUUUGCAUGCCACCACCGCCUGGACUGCAUUCCGUGAUGAUGUUGAUAUCAGCGGGUCGGACAAGGUGAAUGACAUUGGGGCCAUCCAGGUCCAAUGGAAUGGAUUUCGCCCUUUGAGAGCCACCAUGAUCAGUACCAUGAGACAUCAUGGAAAGUCUGCAGAUGCUGCUGCCAUUCAGAUUCAGUACGCGUGUGGUGGAGUGAAGAGACAUGUAAGAUCUCCUUUCAAGGUCCGAUGUGAUGAAUUGACCCUGGCGCAUGACAUGACGGUUGGUGAAAUCGCAGCCAGUUUCAUGACUGUUGCACAACUCCAAGUCAGCAUGAUUUGCACUCAGGGAGCACAUGUCCUUGACCCGUCCGUGUAUGCCAAAGAUACCUCUCCUGAUGAAGUCCUUUCAUUCCGGAUUUGCCCCCUGAUUGGAGGAGCCAAAAAUGAUGCCAGAACCCGCAUCGGGGAAAUGUUGAAAAGUAAGGGAGUCCCUGAAGACAAGCUUGAGGAACGAUUGAAGGGUUUGUUUGAGAAAGUUUCUCCAGACAAAUUCAAGCUCAAUCUCAAUGAUGAUGCCUUCUGGACGCAAGUCAAGACAGUUGCGAGUGAAAACAAGUAUCGCUUGAUCACACAUGAAGAGCUCAAAGCUUUUCAAGCUGCAGGCAGGAAGGGAAAGGCCAAGGAAGCUAGCAGUGAUUCCAAGUCCAAAGUAGAGAAGGAAGCUUUCGUAGUCGAUGCCAGCAGAAUUGCCAUUGACGUUUCUCACUUCUCUGCCAAUGAUGACUGUGUGAACCUUAUCGAGGCAACGAGGUUUGGACCUGAUCAGGCUGGACUUUGCGUUGUGAAUGCAUGCGAUGUUGCCAAGUGGAGCACUGCAGGUGUGAAGAGCUGUGAUCCCCUUGCGCUGCUGGUGGUUGGUAAGGGGUGUCAUGAAUAUGGAGAUGUUUUCAACAUUCCUGCACAUACUACAGGAGGAACUCCCAUCAUUGUCCAAGGAUGUAUCAUCCAAUACGGUGAUGUGCCCAUUGAGUUCAACCUCAGAAUUCCUUCGGUUGUGGUUGAUCAAGUGGCUUCAACAGCAAUUGAGUUCACGAUAUACAGAAGCCAUGUCACAUGCUGGGAUGAUGUCACAGUGCCUCUUCACUAUAUUGGUGUUCACAUUCCUGAGCUGAGAGGAUCAAACCUGCUGGCUACGUGGUCAAUCAAGGCCUGGAACAAGCAGCAGCUGUCACAUGUGUCCAAGGCAGACCAUUGGCAUGGGUUCUUCAGGAUUGCUGACAAUUUGUUGUGCGCCGUUCUUGGACGUAGCGGAGGAGCGGGUAUAUUUCUUAACCCCAAAACUCCGGACCGAAAACAUGAUCCUAGAUUUGUUGCAAUCUCCCUUCCCAAUGGAAAGCUACCAGAUGUGCUUGCCAAAGCCGAAGCAUGUCCCAAAGCAGUUGGAGUUGUCAAAAAGGGAGAAGCGUAUUGCAUCAGAUGCAAACGUGAGGAUGCGGAUCAGAUGAGAGCGUUCUUGAUGCCUGAAACUGCUUAUGUUGAAACAGCCAGUUUUUCGGAAGAUGAAACGUUGUAUGUCCUAACCAAUGUUCCACAGAUCAAUCGCGAUGAGUUGACAGUUGCACUUGCGAAGGCCAGUUGGAAGGCGAAUGCAAUCAGACCUCAAGGAAUGAAGCGUUGGUUGGUGGCUGCAAAGCACGAACCUCCCACCAGCCAUUUGGGAAUCAACGGAAUGAUUGUGGUUGUAGAAAAGGCCAAGAGGAGUGCUCCUGUGAUGCAACCCGUUACCAUGUUUGCCAGGGAGUUCAAGGUUGACACCAUCCGAGACCCUGCAAACAACGUCGUUCAGGUGUCGACAACGUCCAGAAUUGCGGAGUUCAAAGCCCAGAUGGAUGACCAGAUCACUGCUGCUGUCGAUCAAAGACUUGCAGAAGCCCAUGCCAAGAUUGAGGAGCUCCAGACAGCUCUUACGGAUGUCAAGGAAUCUGCUGCCAAAUGCCAUGCCAGUAUGUCAUGCGACAUGUCCCAGAUGAAACAGGAGCAGUCUUUCACCAGACAGAAAUUACAGGAAGUUGAAGCUAGUGUUGCAACGUCUGGCCAGGCCAUCAUCCAGCAGAUGCAAAGCAUGUUUGCUACCUUGCAGUCCAGUCUUGAAAAGACCGUUCAGCAAAGCAUGAGUGUGGAAGCUGAAAAGAGACCCAGGUUGGAUGACAGUUCGCGCAAUGACCCAUUCUGCACUAAGUCCAAUUGA